UUUUUGUCUUCAGUGUAUCUGUAGUUUAAUAAAAAACACAGGAUUUGGCAAAGACUCCUACUCCCUGCAUUCAUUGGGAGAGUUAGGUAACAGCACCAAACAAGCAUGUCCGACCCGUUCUAAUUAUACCAAAGUGAUCCGACCUGAUUGUUGUCUGGCGCGGAACCUAGUGGGAAAUAACACUGUCUGAAACUAAUGAGAAGAUCGACUGUAUUUGAAUAAGGUGUGUGCUUCUGCGUGCCACCAGCAGAGAUGAGUUACGCCAUGCAGCUGUUGAUUCACCGUGGGGAUUUCUGUCAUGGCCACACGCUGAUCCCCCUGGCCCUCCGGUCCCUUCUCCGCACGCUGAGUUCUGGUCCCCGUGUGAGCCACAGCCUUCGGGAGAGCUACCAGCUGCUACAGCUUGAGCUUCCGGAUGAGGGCGAGAGUAGCCCUGCGCAGGUGAAAGAAGCCUACCUACGCAUGGCCAAGCUGUACCAUCCAGACUCGGGCGCUGCUACGGCAGACGAGGUGCUGUUUGCGCGGGUAGAGGAGGCAUACCGCGCCGUGCUGGCACACCAGUCCCGGCUUCAGAACUGUGGGGGUUCGAUGGAAGACGAGGAGGAGAAGGUGAAAGGCGUGGCUCCUCAGCACCGCCAGUACCUGAGCUACGAGGGCGUGGGCUCUGGGACGCCUAGCCAGCGCGAGCGCCAAUACCGGCAAUUCCGAGUGGAUCGGGCGGUGGAGCAGGUCCUCGACUACCGCCAGAAGGAGCAUGAGACGGCGGCUGCAGCCGAGGGGGCGCUGGUGGAGAGGGACGUCCGCCAGCGCAGCCGGCAGAUCAAGGUCACGCAGGCAGUGGAGAGGCUGGUGGAAGACCUCAUUCAGGAAUCCAUGUCCCGGGGAGACUUCCGCAACCUGAGUGGCGCCGGGAAGCCCAUCAACAAGUUUGAGCACAACCCGUAUGCCGACCCCAUGACCCACAACCUCAACCGCAUUCUCAUCGACAACGGCUACCAGCCACCCUGGAUUGUCACGCAACGCGACAUCAGAGAAGACAUCGCGCAGAUCCGAGAGAGACUGCUGCAGGGCCGGGCGCGUCUCGCCGACUCCAUGAACCCCAGGGAGCAUGCUCAGUGGCAGCAGCUGUGUGGGGUGGUGGCGGAUGACCUUAUGAAGCUCAAUAAAACGGUGGAUAACUUCAACCUGAUUGCGCCCAUGCUUACCAUGCAAAUGGUCCACUUCAGUUUGGAGCGUGAGAUCGACCGCGCAGAGAAAGCAGCCAUUCAAGGCAGACAGGAGAGGAAGAGGGAAAGAGUGAGGGAGUGGGAGGAGCAGAGAAGAGAAAGAGAAAGGGAGCGGGAGAAGAGAAAUCAACACUCUUGGCAAGGCGGCCUGCUGGCAUGGAUGCAGAAUUUACUAAAAUGAGCAAUGGGCCUUGAAGCAAAAUUAGAUAAAAAAGGAUAUUUCAAAUCAAACUUUUAUUUAUAAUUCAUUUACACAGGUGUCAACACACUUCGAGAGGAUAAGACGGAGGUGUUGAAUCAUUUGUCUUUUAUGUCAUUUGCAGUGUUUUUGCUACAUUGGGUUGAUUACAGUAGCAUGUUAUAACACACAGAAUAAUAGAACAAGCCACUACUACAACAUGGUUACUUGAUCUUACUGUAACUCAACUGUGCUUUACAAUAAUGCUACACCGUGUCAGUGUCUGGACCUCAGGACACAAUGGUAAUGGUAUCGGACUACAAUAAUCCAUUUAAUGAAAUAGUUUUUAUCUACGUUUAUAAGCUAAGCGAUUCUAAUUACAUUGAUUUGUUUCUUUGCUGAAUGAAGGAAUGAAAGCAUAGAGUACUCAAUGUUCGUUAUGAAUGAGCUGAGUUCAGAAACUGCUCUGAACUCAAAUAUGGGGAAACAGAAACCUCUGAAUAUUUUUUCGCACACUUCCAGUCAGAUGAAAAUCUCUUUAAAUAGAACGAAUGACCGAAUGCUAAGCUACGAUGAGUGGAAGUGUGCAGUGACUUUUUCCAGUUUUGCAUUUUGCCUCCCGCAACUUCACUAAUCGAUUAUGGGUGUGUGCGCUAGAUUCUGCCUAUGAUUGCAUUACAAUAAGAGGUACUGUAACUC
Molecule: messenger RNA, 2103 nt
Organism: Salvelinus sp. IW2-2015
Lineage: Eukaryota; Metazoa; Chordata; Actinopteri; Salmoniformes; Salmonidae
Gene: dnajc28
Product: DnaJ (Hsp40) homolog, subfamily C, member 28
Source: RefSeq, a predicted model, not a curated record